This is a messenger RNA of Adineta ricciae, 2040 nucleotides long. Lineage: Eukaryota; Metazoa; Rotifera; Eurotatoria; Adinetida; Adinetidae. The record is from the annotation of a GenBank genome assembly.
AUGGAUACAGAGAACGAACAGUAUCAUUCAAUAGUUGAACCAUAUCUUUCCGUGCCGAUCGAUUCGGAUGAGUAUACACAAAAACUUCAUGCAAACUUAACUGAACUCAAAGAUGAACUACAUACAGAUGAAACGCAGAUGAUACUCGUCGCUCACCGGUUCGAACAAACAGGUCAAAUACCAUGGCAGGUCAUGUCGAAACGACAACGGUUCUUUUAUUUACUGAACAUUUUCCUAAGACUUCUGUCUUUCAUAAUUUCAUUGUACACAUUUAUUGUAACAUUGGACUUAAUGACAUCAGCUUUCAUACUGUUGAGUCGUUCGGCACUCGCACAGAUCUUUCAAAGUCGAAUCUUUUUGAAAAGUCCAAUUGUUAGUUUAAUGCUUGGAAUACUGAUAACCACCAUUUUACAGAGCUCCUCGACAGUAACAUCGAGUAUUGUUGCCAUGGUUGGAAGUGGAAUCAUUGAAGAUAUCCGAUCAGUCAUACCAAUGAUUAUGGGAGCAAACAUAGGAACAUCCAUUACAAAUACACUGGUUGCAUUUAGUCAAAUAGGAAAUCGAAAUGAAUUUUCUCGUAGUUUUUCAUCUGGUGUUCUCAUGGAUGUGUUUAAUUAUUUGACUACACUCGUACUGCUAUCAUUGGAAAUCUUUGUUGAUCGAAUCACCGUCGAUUCCGAUAUUUUUCAUCGUGGUGGUUAUCUGGCACGUAUCAGUGGUGCUAUUGCGACAACUAUUCCUGAAAAACGAGGAGCAGAUAUUCAAUUAUUGAAGACUCUGACAAAACCGUUAACGAGAUUGAUCAUUCAAAUCGAUGAAGAAGUCAUGAUCAGCAACGAGGCAAACCAAACGCUCGGAAAGAUCUACUGUAAUCAUCCUGCGAUCAAAUGUGAAUACCUAUUUCGAGCAAUGAUAGAAAAAUUCGGUGACAAUGUCGUAGGGAUUAUUCUACUCAUCUGCUCAUUGAUUCUUCUCACAGGAAUACUUUUACUCAUGGUUAAAUUAUUAAAAUCAUUGAUUAUUGGUGUUAUUGAUGAUACGCUAAAGAAGAUUCUAUAUAUUAAAUCUCAUGGAUGUAAAGAAUAUUUCCUUGGAUACGUAUUUAUACUGGUAGGAAUCGUCGGAGCAAUACUCGUGCAAAGCAGCAUUGGCCUUGAAGUUCUGGCUCUUGAACGCAAUUAUGAGUUGACUAUCGGUGCAAAUAUCGGUACAACAGUUACCGCGUUACUUGCUUCUCUUACUCAAACAGGUUUGUUCUUUCGUCAAUCAAUUCAAAUCGCACUGACUCACUUUUUAUUCAAUCUAUCUGGUUGUAUUCUCUGGUAUAUUUUUCCAUAUCUCCGUCGUCUUCCAGUAUAUUUCAGUCGACAAAUCGGAGAAAUCGUCUCGAAAUACCGUUGGUUUGCUUUUGUCUAUUUAACCAUGAUCUUUUUCAUUUUCCCAUUAGUAAUCUUAUGUCUUGCAUUAAUUCAUUGGAUUGUAGCAAUUGUCUUUCUAUUUUGUUGCGUUCUUAUCCUUAUUUCUGUCUCAAUCAUUGGAUAUCUUCAGAAAAACAAACCAAAUCGAUUACCUAUGUGUCUUCGAUCGUGGUCAUUUCUUCCACAUUGGUGUCGUUCAUUAUCAUAUUGGGAUGAUCGACUAGAACAUUUGACGAAACGAAUCUGCUGUCAACGAUGUGUUCAACUCAUUUAUCCAUCGAUUCAAACAGAAAAACCUCUCAGAGACCAAUAUUUAACAAUGAAAGAUCAGUAUGUGACUGCAUUAGAUCAUCGAUAUUUAGUCCAUACACAUCAAUUGCAUGACUUUUUUGAGAAACACUAUGCAUCUGUUGUGCCAACACAUGAUUCGAAAUAUCCUUUGACGACUUAUAUGCAAAGUUUUUAUCAUAGCCUGACUGGCAAGCCAACACAAGAUCAACGAGCAUUGUUUGCUUUGAUGCAUGACGAAGACGAACAAGUGGAUAGAGUCAUUGUAUUCGAUCGAGAUAAAAGAAAAGAUAUAUCGAUUGUAAAUGAACAAAAAAGUUCUCUAUCUUUCUAA